AUGAAGGCUCUUCUGUUUAUUAUUUUUAUUCAUUUAAUUUCUUCUUCCAUCAAUGCUGAAAUUUGUCAAACGGAUGAUUGUCGUAGUGGUAAUUGUGAAUUAUUACGUCUUUCCAAUGGAUUAAUCAAGAAAAGUUGUCAUUGUGCUAAAAAUGUUUGCGGUGAAACGUGUCAACGUUUGUGUAAUACAACUUCGCCAUGUGAUACUAAUCCAUGUUGGUUUGGUGGUACUUGCGUUGAUGUAGCAAAUUUCGAUUAUAUUUGUUUGUGUCCAUCUAAUCACUCUGGUAAAAAUUGUCGUACAGUAGCUUCAUGUCAACGAAACACGUGUUACAAUGACGGAACAUGUGUAGAAGCUGCUUAUGGUGCACGAUGUACAUGCUCAGCAGAUUUCUCUGGUGAAUAUUGUCAAUAUAAAAAAAACAGAUUACAAUCAAAAUCAACUGAUAAUUUACCACAUGUUGAAUAUAAACAAUUCGAUGCUGAAACAUUAGCUGUUAUUGCUAAUUUAGGCAGUGCAUCAAAUGGCAAUACACAACGCAUGAAUCCUCCUAGCAGUAUUGUCACUGCAGCUCCGGAAACGCAUUCACAAUUCGUUUUUUGUUUAACAAAUCCAUGUGACAAUGGUGGCACUUGUUUCGUUACAAAUACAGCCACGACCAAAGGAAUUUGUGUUUGUCGUGAUGGAUAUAUUGGUGAUUACUGUGAACGUUCAUUUCGUAAUAUGACAAUUGCUGCUCAAGUACCUGACGGUUAUUGUUCGUCAAGUCCAUGUUUAAAUGAUGGUACUUGUGUAGAAGUAGGCGGUUUUCAAGGUUACUGCCGAUGUUCAGGAGAAUAUCGUGGUCUUUAUUGUGAAAUAUCUAUACGAGCUGUUUCUUGUAAUCCAAAUCCUUGUAAAAAUGGUGGUACUUGCGUUUUAUUAGAAAAUAAUCAAGCACAAUGCUUAUGUACACCAGUAUUUCGUGGUUUAACUUGUAACCAAUUUAGUUAUGUACCAUGUGGUGAUGCUACUUGCCAUGGUACACAAGGUGUUUGUGUUGCCAAUCAAUGUAUUUGCAAAACAGGUUUUGCUGGUCCACGAUGUGAUUCAACAGAUUUUUGUGCAACAUUUCCUUGUCUUAAUGGAGGUACAUGCAUUCGUACUAAUGAAGAACCAUAUGGUGGUUGUAGUUGUCCAGCUGAAUUCUCUGGUCCAACCUGUAGUAAUGAUCCAUGUAGUCCGUCGCCAUGUUUAAAUGGUGGUUAUUGUGUACGAAAAGCUGACAAUCAAUUUUAUUGUCAAUGUCGUAAUCGAAAUAAAGGAAUUUAUUGUGAACAGGUUGAAUGUUUUCCAUCCGAUGCCACUGUUGAUGUUCUCAAUAUUGGUAAAGUUCCAUUAUCAUCUUUACAAAUCGGUUCACAAGUUCGUAUCAUCAAUGAAGAAGAUCAAGUAAGCUAUUCGCCGAUCAUUGCCUUUCUUCAUCGAGAACUUGAUGGACAAGCGAUAUAUAAACGUGUUCGUACAAGAAGUUCAACUAUUGAAUUAUCAAGUCGUCAUUUAAUUAAUCAACGUAAAGAUGGUUUUGUUUGGGCUGAAACAUUAAAUAAAGGUGAUGAAAUACGUGUCUUAUUAUCGAGCCAUGAAAAUGAGACAGAAUGGGAAGAAGUUGUAGAAAUAGCUGAUGUUCAUAAACAAGGUCUUAUGGCUCCAUUAACUGAACAAGGUACAAUUGUGGUUAACAAUGUUCAUGCAUCGUGUUAUGCACUUGUUAAAUCUCAUAAAGUGGCUCAUUUUGCAUUAGCACCAUAUCGAUUGUAUCAUCGAUUAUUCGGCCAAUUGUCUGAUACAGAUUUAAUGACAAAACCGAUUCUUUCUUAUGCUAGUACACUUCUUCAUUUUUUCAAAAAUUUACCAAUCGCUAAAGACCUUAUUUUUUGA
Messenger RNA from Rotaria socialis, 1920 nucleotides. The record is from the annotation of a GenBank genome assembly. NCBI's taxonomy places the organism in Eukaryota, Metazoa, Rotifera, Eurotatoria, Philodinida, Philodinidae.